AUGUCUUCCAUAAACAUCCGUCCAGCAACGCACGAUGAUAUUCCCCGAAUGAUCCACGUUUUCUUCUCCGCAUUCUCUUCCUCCCCUCUUAACAAGCGCUGCUUCCCUCCAUCAUCACAAGAAGUGCAAGCCUGGCAGGAAAAUCUCAUUCAACGGAACAUUGACGACAAGGAUGACAACUACAUGAUCGUCGCGGAACAGGACUCUUGUGUCCUCGGCUGGGCGCGCUGGGCUCGUAGAGAGCAGCCGCUACCUGGCAAGCAGCUCAAGCGCUCUUCGUUCCCGGCGUCGGGGGAUCAAGAAACUGCAAGGCAUUUCUUCCAGGCGAACAACGAUGCAGCGAUCAAGUAUAUCGCAGGGGAGAAGCAUUGGUUUCUUAGCACAAUUGCUGUUGCGAAGGAGGGACAGCGCCGAGGAGUGGGAUCCGCGUUGAUGAAGUUUGGUGUUGAGAGGGCUGAUGAGGAAGGCUGGAUGUCAUAUUUGAACAGCUCCGAAGAGGGAAAGGGGCUGUACGAAAAAUUCGGGUUCAAGGUCAGUGGAACCAGUGAGUUUGUUGAGCUCGGCAUGAUUCAGUAUCAUAUGCGGAGGGAAGCUGUCAGGAGUUGA
This is a messenger RNA of Fusarium venenatum, 606 nucleotides long. RefSeq names its product acyl-CoA N-acyltransferase. Lineage: Eukaryota; Fungi; Ascomycota; Sordariomycetes; Hypocreales; Nectriaceae. Gene Ontology annotation, molecular function: acyltransferase activity, transferring groups other than amino-acyl groups. The record is from RefSeq and is a predicted model, not a curated record.